ACCAACAGAAAACCUCGCAGCUAGCAGCAAGAUCUUAGCACAAACACCACAGCCCACAGGCUGAUUAAUCACUCCAAGACUAAUCAAACGAACGCUUAGCUAAUAGCGCGCGAUCUUUUUUCCCCCUCCCCCUCUUGAGUCUUGAGCGUGCGAGAAGAGAUGGCGCUGAACGGCGGCAAGACGACGUUGGUGCAGGACGAGGAGAAGCAGCAGCUUCUGCUGGAGAAGCACACCGAGAAGCACUUCACAGCGGGCGAGGUGGUCCGGGACAUCAUCAUCGGCGUCUCCGACGGCCUCACCGUGCCCUUCGCGCUCGCCGCGGGGCUGUCCGGCGCCAACGCCUCCUCCGCGCUCGUGCUCACCGCGGGGCUCGCCGAGGUCGCCGCCGGCGCCAUCUCCAUGGGGCUCGGAGGGUACCUGGCGGCGAAGAGCGAGGCUGACCACUACAACCGGGAGCUGCAGCGCGAGCAGGACGAGAUCGACACCGUCCCCGACGUCGAGGCCGCCGAGAUCGCCGACAUCCUGUCGCAGUACGGGCUGGGCCCGGAGGAGUACGGCCCCGUGGUGACCUCCCUCCGCAACAACCCCAAGGCGUGGCUGGAGUUCAUGAUGAAGUUCGAGCUCGGGCUGGAGAGGCCUGAGCCCCGGCGCGCGCUGGUGAGCGCCGCCACCAUCGCGCUGUCCUACGUCGCGGGCGGGCUGGUGCCGCUGCUCCCCUACAUGUUCGUGCCGGAGGCCGCGCGCGCCAUGGCCGUGUCCGUCGCCGUGACGCUCGCGGCGCUGCUCUUCUUCGGCUUCGUCAAGGGCCGCUUCACGGGCGACCGCCCCUUCUUCAGCGCCGUCCAGACCACCGUCGUCGGCGCGCUCGCCUCCGCCGCCGCCUUCGCCAUGGCCAGGGCCGUGCAGUCCAUAUGAAGACUGGUGUGAUGCAGCAAAAAUAGUGAAGCAGGCCGGUCGCCGCAUGCCCCAUAUCAAUCAUCACCGGCCGGCUAGGUUGGCGAGGGAAAAUAAGUGCAGCUCUAUAUGCAUACGUGGCUACGGUCACUGCUUCUUUGUUUGAUGGCUGCGUGGUGUACUAUUGUCAGAUGUGGAUUAUUAUUUAGGUCAAGUCGAUUCCAAACUGUGACCCGCUGGGCUUUGGAUC
Molecule: messenger RNA, 1144 nt
Organism: Zea mays
Lineage: Eukaryota; Viridiplantae; Streptophyta; Magnoliopsida; Poales; Poaceae
Product: vacuolar iron transporter 1.2-like
Exons: 3
Coding region: 160-915 (251 amino acids)
Biological process (GO): intracellular manganese ion homeostasis
Molecular function (GO): manganese ion transmembrane transporter activity
Source: RefSeq, marked provisional